Messenger RNA from Megalopta genalis, 5772 nucleotides. RefSeq names its product DNA methyltransferase 3 (gene Dnmt3). Gene Ontology annotation, cellular component: nucleus. Gene Ontology annotation, molecular function: methyltransferase activity. The record is from RefSeq and is a predicted model, not a curated record. NCBI's taxonomy places the organism in Eukaryota, Metazoa, Arthropoda, Insecta, Hymenoptera, Halictidae.
UCAGGCGCCGAGGUUGGCAACAGUGGAAUGCCGCGUGCCGCCAGUCUUCUCGCGGUGAUGAUCGUACGACGAACCGGCUGAAUGUCGAGGCCGAUCGGGGAUUGAUUUCUCGUGCAGUGUUUAGCUUGAUCGUUACCGCGAAUAUUCUCCGUUUGACGAGAGUGCGACGACCGGUUCUGCACGGCCGCCGUGGAACGCGGCGGAUUCGGUGAUCGCGAGAAACGAAACGAAAAGAAAGAUAGAUCGCGCGUAUCGAGGCCACUGUUUGUCGUGCAACUUGUCGCCGCUGGCGAACACCUAGUGCCCACGGGAAUGGAGCAGCAGCAGCGGGAAAUAUCUUCGCUCGUCGACCAGCAACAGAUGGCCGGGAUGAACAGCAGCCGAAGCGGAAGAGACACGGUGAAGUCGUGGGCGGAGGGGAGCGUUUGGUCCUUGGUAUGCGCGAUGGAAUUAGGUUUGAUAUCGGAGCCGUGUCUGACGAGCGUCUCGUUUGCCACGCUCUCCGAUGACGGCUCGCUCGUGAAAACGAGUACACCGGUGCCCGUGGAAUUCCCCUCGAUAAAUUCGACGAUCGGGACCGCCGCUGCAGCCGCUAGUCACAGAACGACGGGCCUUGGUUUCCCAGCGAGGAUCACCGCGCAGUCACCGCCGAGGAAAAAAUCGACGUCGCGUGGGUCGUCGAACAACGGCAGCGGCGGCAGCAGCAGUGGCAGCGGUGGCAGAGGGAUGACGACGAAACGCGGCGGGGGGAUGACGGCGACGCCGAGGAAAUCUACGACCGCGGAGAGGAACGUUUGCGCCGGUUGGGAGCUCGAUCGGGAGCUCGAUCGCGCGAGGAAUCCCACGGUGGAGAAUUUUUGGAAAUCGUGCAAGAGGAAACUGAGCGAUGGCGCCGCGACGAAACGGCCGGAUCGAAGCGACCAGGACCGUUUCGAGACGGAUAAGGAUCUCUUUCCGGAUCGACCUCGGAGCGUCGACCUCGGCCCGGGGAUCUGUUACCAGGCCAGACGUCGCGGCGACGGCGUCGCCGAAACGGCGACGCGAUCGACCGACUCGCCGCCGCAAGCUCUGGAUCAUUCCGCCUUGGAUCAUCGAUUGAGCCGCGAGAACGCGGCCUGGGACGUCUCCGAAGGGAGAAUGAUGCUGGAGAGCGUCGUCGACGUCGAUCUCGAGGCGUCGUCCGCCGCGACGUCCGCCGCGACGACCGAGGACGAAGGGACCGUCGACGGCCAUUGCUGGGAGUUCGAGAGCCGAUCGGCGAACGAUCUGCGCGAGCAGCAGGACGCUCUCCGCGGCUCGAUCGACGUCGUCGGCCAGGCGAACGGAUCGUCUCCGACGCCGAUGCUGUGCGACGCGUUCGAGACCGAUCUGCUGGCGAUCGACGUCGCGUCGACGAGCCCGCCGGAAUCGUUCCUCGCGGAGGAGCCGUCGCCGGACUGGGCGGAGGACGUGGACGCGCUGCCGCUCGCCGACAGGAUCUCCGCCGCAGGAGGCAAAUGGCCGAGCACCGGGGACGACGGGACCUAUUUCGGAGGCCGCGGGAAACGCGGCCGGACGUCCGGCAGCAGCGCGUCCAGCGAUUUCCCUGCUCCGGCGGACGUUCGUCGGGCGAACGAUUCCGCGGCGGGCGACGGCGGGCGGUCGAACGACGGCAGGAAGCCUCGGCGGCGAAGAAAGUCGAACAGAGAUAACGAUUCCCGAUGCAAAUCGGCCGUGAGCACCGCCCGCUCCGCCGGGAACGGGCGGUCCACGUCCGCGCAACCGCCGAAAAGAAAGAAGACGGCGGCGAACGGGAACAACGUCGGCGUCGUCGCGACGUCCGUCAAGGACGUCGCGACGAGAACCGACGCGCCACGAGCGAGAAUUGCGCGGUGCGACGACGAGUAUCACGACAUUAGAAGGGUGACAAGGGGCUCCGCCAGGAUCAGCAAGGAAAAUUUCGUCGGCAAGCUUGUCUGGGCAUACUGUUCCGGAUGGUGGCCAGCGUUAAUUAUCGACGCGGGCCAUGUAGGAAUGUCGUCCGAGGCAGGAAAAUUGUGGGUUUACUGGAUCGGAGAAGCUCGUAUAUCAUUACUGUUCGAAAAAACUCAGGUCGAACCGUUCUCUGCGAACAUGGAGCAGCGGCUGUCGCAGAUCUCGAACGUGGCGCGGAUCCGGGCCGUCGACGCAACAAUGCAGAUGCUGCGCGGGUACUUGGGCUGCACCCUGACGAAGCCCUACGUAAGGUGGAUCGAGAACAACUUCUCCGAGAUACAAGGCACAAUCGAUGAAGUCAAGUUCUACCCGUUUCCGACUAAGAUCGAGCAAAGGCUUGCUCAUCUGAAGGACAGAAACGCGAAGACCACCGAGAAGUAUCUGCUGGACCAAGAACGUGAAAGUCAGCCGAGAAAGACCGCCGAAAAACCGAAAGAGCCGCCGCAGCAGAGCGACGCGGAUUUAACGCGGUUGCCGCUCAGGGAGCAGAAACCAGGUGUCAUAACGUGGGCAAAAAUCGCCGGGCACAAUUGGUGGCCAGCGAUGAUUAUCGAUUACCGGGACUGUUGCAUGCGUGAGCCGGGCUUCGGCUGCCAGUGGAUCAUGUGGUACGGCGACUACAAGCUGUCAGAGAUCCAUCAUCAGUCUUUUCUGAGGUUCGAGAUGGGCAUCGAGAAGAUGCGCGACUACAUCAACAACACCAAGAAGCACGCGUUCGUCGUCGGCGUCCUGCAAGCCGCCAAGGAUUAUUGCUCCCGUAUGGGAUACGAAACCGAUAAUUGGACGUUGGCGGACAUGUUCAAAUAUUUCUCGAAAAUAAAUCGGCCCCAGCCGCAGCCGAAUCCCCUGAAAAAAGGCGAGUCCGUCAAAAUAUACGACAAAUACUCGUCGCAGAUCGUUAAGGAGCUGAACGAGCUGAAGAACGAUCCGAACGUGGACGAUCAACGGGUGGACGACAUAGAGAACAGCGAUGAUUUGCGAUCGGUGAAGAGCCGGGAGUGCUCGAUGGAGUCGCUGUGUCUAAAGUGUCUGAAGAUCCCCGACGGGCCCAUGGAGUGCCACCCCUUCUUCGAGGGCUCCCUGUGCAUCGAGUGUUCGGAACAAUACAAGCCGUGCAUGUUCGUGUUCGGGAACGACGCGAAAUGCUUCUACUGCACGAUUUGCGCGGCGACCGGGAUGGUGAUCAUUUGCGACAACGAGGACUGUCCGAGGGUUUAUUGUACUGCCUGCAUGAAACACUUGCUGUGUCCGGCGACCUACGAGCAGGUGCUGCUAGAAGAUCCUUGGGAGUGUUUCCUCUGUAAAGCGAGGUCCGGCACCGUCCCGGACACCGUGGUGAGGCCGCGAUCCAACUGGAAGGACAAAAUAAUCGAUAUGUUCCGGACGAGCUGCAACCCGAGCGCGCGAGUCGCCAGCAAGCGCGACGGCAAGCCGAGGAGAAUCCGAGUGCUUUCUCUGUUCGACGGCCUGAGCACCGGGUUGCUGGUCCUCCGCAAGCUGGGCUUGACGGUCGACGUUUAUUACGCGAGCGAGAUCGACCCGGACGCGCUGAUGGUCAGCGCCACGCACUUCGGGGACCGCAUCGUCCACUUGGGCGACGUCCGGGACAUCACCAAAGAGAAGAUCAAGGAGAUGGCGCCGAUAGACCUGCUGAUCGGCGGCUCGCCCUGCAACGACCUGAGCCUCGCCAAUCCGGCCCGACUGGGUCUCUAUGACCCAAAAGGCACCGGAGUCCUGUUCUUCGAGUACUGCAGGAUCCUAAAACUGCUGAAGAGACUGAACAACGGGCAUCAUCUGUUCUGGCUGUACGAGAACGUAGCCUCGAUGCCGAGCGAGUACAGAUUGGCCAUGAACAAGCAUCUGGGCCAGGAGCCCGACGUGAUAGACUCCGCGGACUUCUCCCCUCAGCACAGGCUGAGACUGUAUUGGCACAAUCUGCCGUUCGAGCCGCACUCACUGCCAUUCCAAGACGAGCAAGACGUUCAAGAUAUACUGACGCCGCAUUGUCAGCGGUACGCGCUCGUCAAGAAGAUCCGCACGGUCACCACAAAAGUGAACUCCUUGAAGCAAGGAAAAGCGGCCCUGAAACCGAUCCUGAUGAAAGACGAGUGCGACUCGCUGUGGAUCACCGAGCUCGAGGAGAUAUUCGGGUUCCCGCGUCACUACACGGACGUGAAGAACCUGUCGGCGACGAAGCGGCAAAGACUGAUAGGGAAGUCGUGGAGCGUACAAACCCUCACUGCCAUUUUCAAGUCACUUUGCCCGUAUUUCGAGUGCAAUAUCGCCGGGAUGGAUUCCGCGUUAGGCUCCCAGAGCCUAAGUUUCUAGGCCUGGACUUAGGUGGUCGCGGAAUCGCCGGGCGUUUGUUACGUUACAAUGAAUCAUUCAAUCUAGUCCGAAAAGAGACGCGAAUAGAUUCGAGAUUUUUUUCUGUUUCAUUUUUCUUUUUUUUUUGUCUUUUUAAGCAUUUUUAACGUUUAUUUUCGAAUUUUAUUACAAUUGAGACAACCGAUGUAAUUCCUGCUAUUUUUAGUUUUUCGUUUUGUUCUUCUUUUUUUUGUUCUGUUCUUUUGUCUGCACGGAUAUAUGUAUAUGUAUAUAUAUAUCGUCCCCACUGGUGCAAAAUAUAUUUUACAGUCGUGUCGAAAGUAUAUAUAUAUAUCGUACAUUUUGUACAUUCACGGUAACUGUCAACAAAAAUAAAACACAGUCUUCAGGCAACCACCAAUUCGGGAGAGAAAUAAACACGAGCGUUCUUGGCGUCUCUAAAGAACUGUGCGCUCCCCGACGAGCACAGCCUUUACGAAUUAGCAUUCGCUCUUUGAUAUCUCAUACGGAAGUAUCCCCUGCGGUGUUCCCGACUAGUUGGCAACUCGUUGCUGCCGCCGGUGUACGGCACGUUUCUUUGUUGGUUCAACUGCAGCAGGGUGACGGGCACUGGUAUACAACCCACCAAACAAUUCACGUACUGCAUCGCGUGAGCCGACAGCGGCGUGUUCAGAAAGAUUUCUUCGCGUUCCGUGUCCACUCCCCUGACGAUACCUGGAUGAUAAGCGAGCAUUUUACGAUCGUUUGCAGAUGUUGUUUAUAGAUAAGGGAUAAAAAGAAAACGCGUCGCGACAAGAAACACUCACCGAAUCCGUAACACGAGCAAAUCGGCGGCCUGUCCAACACCCUCAGAUUAGAAACGAGCUCGACUUGUUGCGACUCUGGAUCAUCCAGGUCGAUACCGCACAGCGCCACUAUGUUGCCAUUGAUCACGUUCAGAACGUGCGUCGGCGGCACCGAUGCGCGCGGGAUCGAGACGAUCAACGAAGAGAACCGUGUCCUGUAAUCGGUAGUCAGCGACGUUACAAAGUAUUUAUUUUGUUGAAUCGUACGGGAAAAUAUGGUACUUACACGUACGGCACAGCUGUGUUGAUGUUAAGCGAUAUGUCGUGGCAACUGGACCUGCAAUAACAAUUUUCGCAUCAGCAAAUGAACACCAUUGUAGAUUAUAAUUUCAUCGUCUUACAUUGAAUCCACGGGAUCUCGCAGAAUCUCGCUGAGGUAAGAGGUCAUUACGAGCUCCCGCUGUUGAUAGGGCUCCAUGUUCCAAGUGUCGUUCACUGGAGCGCUUUUGCGUUCAGCGUGGGAAGGUAUCACGCAUAACUCGUGGCUGCAAUCUUCGUUCCAAUUAGCAACGUUCACGCCCCACGAGACCCUCUUCGAGACCUACGAUAACAUCAACAUAUUCGCAUGCCCUCGCCCGUCACCUUUUUUUUUAUAGACAAUAAAAUAUGGUAAAACCUCUCUCUA